AUGGAAGGGCGCCCAAGGUCUUCCUCAACAAAUAUUGAGCAAGGUUUCUUGCCAUGGUUAAUGGAUCGUGUCACAGAACGACUAGAGAAAUCAGAACAAGGGCGUAUGGUGCUUGACGGUCUGUUGAGAGAAGUGGUCAGCAAACGUAGAGAGUUAUACGAGAGAUUAGAGCAGUCAAACCAACCAGCUGAUGGUGGUGAUGAUCAAAAACAAGACAGAAAAUCUCCACAAGCUGCCCCACAGGUUACCAUAGACGCCGCCCCUCCACAACCAGCCCCUGCUUCUACUACAGAGGCUGAAGAAGAAAAGCCAGCAGAACAAGCCAAAGAUGAAGACGAUGAACCUCAACAACAAGGAGAGGAAGAUGGAGGUGGAGAAGAUUAGACCAAAUUAAUAAUUCUUGGACAGUUUAAUGAAUAAUUAGUAAAGAUUAAAAAAAACAAUAUUGAACACAUUUAAGAUUUACUCAAAGUACGUAUGUAUCCUUCAAUAAACAAGACAAAAUUGAACUACCUUCUAUUGUGUUUUCUUUUCCUAAUGACAAGUGCUAUGGUCUUAAAAAAGUUUGUUAUGUUGUAUUUUGACAAUAGUGGUGAUAUAAGACAAGCUUUAAACAUUCUGUACUUACAUUGCUGUGGUUACUAUUCAAGAUUAAGAAUGAUUUCAAGAUCUGGUGCAUAAUACAAAUAUACUAUAAUAGUAUUCAUUUUCAUAAAAUUUUGUCUCAUUAUAAGCUGUAAUGUGAUAUACUUGCAAUUUGCUUAAAGGUGCAUGUAUUUUAUAAUUAUAUUUUCCAUGCCUGAUUUGGUCUAUUAUUUACCUGCUAUAAGGCAACUUUUCUUUUAGAAAUUACAUGUAGAUAUUGUCUAGCCAAGUUUCAGCUAAUGAUAAAAAUACAUUGAAGUUUUUAUUUAAAUAUAUGGCUAAUUUUUAAAUACAUGCUUCUUUAACAUGUUGAUAGAUAAUUUUGUACAGACUCCAAGUUUGUUUGGGUUAUAUAGAAUUUACUUCUACUGUAGAUAUAUAUAUCUUCUUGUUUAUCUUGUUAUGUUUUUCUCUAUGACCUACAUUUAUCAUUAUUUAUAUAGCAUAAGGCUUUAAAUGUAAAACAUAUAGUAAAUCUGCCAUACUCGAUGCACAUAGUGUGUUCCUUGAGUUCUUUACAUUUUGGUAAAAUUUUGAUUGCUCUUUUCAAUUCUAGCCUAAUUGUCAAAUUGAAUUCAACUAAAAAAGUUUACACAAAAUUUGAAAGUUAAGAACGAAAAGUUUAAAUUUCAGAAUAAAAAUAAAAUUGGUUUAGAA
Messenger RNA from Ruditapes philippinarum (Manila clam), 1302 nucleotides. Its product is annotated as radial spoke head protein 3 homolog B-like. Bases 1 to 384 code for a protein of 127 amino acids. The record is from RefSeq and is a predicted model, not a curated record. Gene Ontology annotation, cellular component: cilium. The transcript is spliced from 3 exons. NCBI's taxonomy places the organism in Eukaryota, Metazoa, Mollusca, Bivalvia, Venerida, Veneridae.